Molecule: messenger RNA, 2544 nt
Organism: Gaeumannomyces tritici R3-111a-1
Lineage: Eukaryota; Fungi; Ascomycota; Sordariomycetes; Magnaporthales; Magnaporthaceae
Product: molybdenum cofactor sulfurase
Exons: 3
Coding region: 175-2079 (634 amino acids)
Biological process (GO): molybdopterin cofactor metabolic process
Molecular function (GO): molybdenum cofactor sulfurtransferase activity
Source: RefSeq, a predicted model, not a curated record
GUCCAUACCCAAGCCCUGCUGCUUCCCCCUGAGACUCGUAUCUUCCCAUUUGGUUGGCUGCUCUUCGUUGUAUUCUUUGUGUAGCAACUCCUACUUUCGUAAGAAAGAGGAGCCAGAAGAAAAACAAGGAGGAACCCCAGCCGGCAAAGCUACCCGUCGAGACCCAGAGUCAGCAUGGCUCUGCUGCGACUGGAUGGCCCCGUCCGGGCCCUGCGGCCACGGGCAUGCCUGUGGGCGGAUCAUGCCGUCAGACGACCCAGGUCACACAUCACCAACAACAACCACCCUAACAGGCCGCUCCUCCUCGUCUCGUCCCGACAGCAUGCUGCUGCGUGUCAGAGUGCGGCCCGAGACUCGCUUCGCCGCUGGGCAUCAACCUACAGCCAGCCGGCGGCGACGCAGCUCAUGCCGCCUCCCCCGGCUGGUCUCGAGGCAUACAACGAGGGUCCUUAUGGUGAGGCCGUCGAGAUGCUGAGGGACAGGGAGUAUCCGCAUAUGAACCAGGGCAUCUACCUCGACCACAGCGGCACCACCAUCUACGCGCGCUCGACGGUCGAGGCCUUCGCCGACAAGAUGACCAAGAACCUGUACGGCAACCCGCACUCGGCCAACGAGCCGGCCAAGGCGUCGGGCGACAUGGUGGACGAGAUCCGGGACCGGGCGCUCCGGUUCCUGGGCGCGGACCCGGCGCACUUCGACCUCGUCUUCGUGGCCAACGCCACGGCCGCCAUCAAGCUCGUGGCCGACGCCUUCCGCGACCUGGCCGAGCGCACCUGGAGCGGCUCCUUCUGGUACGGCUACCACAAGGACUCGCACACCAGCCUCGUCGGCGUCCGCGAGCUGGCCGGCGGCGCCGGCGUGGCGAGCGGCAACAGCGCCGGCCACGCCCGCUGCUUCGGGUCCGACAUGGAGGUCGAGGCCUGGCUCGCCGGCGACGACAUGGGCCGCGGCGCCAUGGAGAACAGCAUCCGCGGCCGCCGCCGCGCCGCGGGGGGCCUCGGCCUGUUCGCCUACCCGGGCCAGUCCAACAUGUCGGGUCGCCGGCUGCCGCUCUCGUGGGCCGGCCGGCUGCGUCAUGGGGGGCCCGGCGGCGGGAGUGGCGGGCGCGGCCUGCACGCAAACACGUACAGCCUCCUCGACGCGGCGGCGCUGGCCAUGACCAAGCCCAUGGCAGGCGUGUUUGCCGACCCGGACGCCGCGCCCGACUUCACGGCCCUGUCCUUCUACAAGAUCUUUGGCUUCCCGGACCUGGGCGGGCUCGUGGUGCGGCGCGACUCGGGCCACAUCCUGACACUGCGCAAGUACUUUGGCGGCGGCACCGUCACCAUGGUGGGCGCCGUCGGCAAGGCGUGGCACAUGUCCAAAGGCCACGAGGCAUCGGCCGCGGCGGCGGCCCAGCCGCCUGGAGCCGCCGCCGAGUACAGCAUCCACGACGGGCUCGAGGACGGCACGCUGCCGUUCCACAGCAUCCUGGCGCUGGGCGAGGCCAUGGGCGUGCACGAGCGCCUGUACGGGUCCAUGGACAACGUGUCGCGCCACACGAGCCGCCUGGCCGCGCGCCUGUUCCGCGGCGUCGCCGGGUUGAGGCACCACGACGGCGCGCCCGUGUGCCACAUCUACGGCGACGAGGAGGGCACGCGCCCGGCCUUUGGCGACGCCGACAGGCAAGGGGCCACCAUGGCCUUCAACGUCGUGAACCCGGACGGCACCUACGUGCCCUACUCCGAGGUCGAGGAGGUGGCCAACAGCAAGGGCAUAUAUAUCCGCUCCGGAGGCAUCUGCUGCCCCGGCGGCCUCUUCACGGCCCUCGACUACGAGCCCUGGGAGCUCGAGCGGGCCAUGUCGGCCGGCCACCACUGCGGGCCCCACGGCCUCAGUAUGGUGAACCAGCUGCCUACGGGCGUCGUGCGCGCGAGCCUGGGGCCCAUGAGCACCGCCCGCGACAUCGACGUCUUUGUGCAGUUCCUCGGCGAGACCUUUGCCGCGAGGCAGCAGGAGACCCCCGAGCAGCAGCAGCAGCAGCAGCACAUCGACAGCGGGCGGGACAGGCCGCUGGAGGCGCUGGCCUGCUUCGGCUAGAAUCGCCCGAAGUUGUCUUGUUGUGUGGGUGGGGCAACUCGCCUCUUCGGGGGUCGGUCGGUCGGGUUGAUGCUGGGUUUUGGCUUCCCAUGACGUUAUGAUUUGGCUUUUCUUUUUUUGGUCCGGUCUACCGGGGUUUCCUGGGGGGCUUUGGGAGGGUAUGCAUGGCGUGUGGUGUCGGGGAGUUGCAGAGUGAAAUAUGCCCGCAUGUGGCACAGUAAAUAACAGACACGUUCUCUCUAGCGUGAGGGUGGGUGGUUCGGCGGGCGAAAGGUGUUGGGAGCGGCCAGGUGAUUCAGCACUCACGGCAGUUGCUCGACCACAGCACUAGCUGGGCAGACGGGGGGGUGACAACACCAAUCUUUUUGCGAGACUGACGAGGCUUGGGGUCUUCUGCCCGCUGCCUGUUCACACUCCUUUCCAUGUUUCCCUUUGUUUCUUUCUCUUUUUUUUUUCUUUUUUUUU